AUGACGAUGAUGAUAGUCGCGUUGUUUUUGAGUCUGGGUGUGUUCUCCGCGGACGCGAUUAAACACCAACACUCGACUUUGAAGAGGAGUGCCGGGGAAGCGUCGCCAACGCCGGUCGAGAUGGAGGAAACGACGACGACGAAAGAACAUCUCCUGGACCCAGCGCUGAACACGGACGAAGUCCGCGACGCGGCCAAGCAAGUUGGACACAUCACGGAUAUGGACGCGUAUUUAGCCGCGAUUGAACACAAAAUGGACGUGUUGGCGGAACAUCCCGCGCAUAACGUUGAGGACUAUCCCGAAACCGAGCAGUUAGUCAUGCACUACCAAGCGAUGCAUCCGGACCGAGAGCUGACGACGGAGCAAUUGAAGGACCGGACGCUGCACCCGGGGAAGUACCACUUGCAAGAGGACCAGAAGAAGGAAAUCGAGAAGGAAAAGUUAAGGGAGGAGAAGCGAGUGCGGAUGAAGAUUGAAAAAGCGAAAGCGAAGAUUCGGAAUCAAAAGAUGAGCAAAGAGGAGAUUGAGCUGCUGAAAUCGGUUGGGAUUGAUCCGAAAGAUGCGCAGAACGUCGCCAUCGCGGAGGUUUCAAAGAAGAUGAACAAAGAGGCGGCGGAGAAAUCUGGCGAUUUGAAAGACGACGAGUUGUACAAGAAGUUUGAAGCGCAGAGGUUACAGUACAUGCACAAGAUAGCCACGAGUGGUACCGCGGAUUGGGACGAUCAAUUGAAAGCGUACCAAGAGAUGAUGGGUGAGAAGAUGAAGAAUCCUGAGGCGUACGACGUCAUCGCGAACGAAGGUAAAUCGACGACGAUGGACGCGACCUGGAUCGAGCCGACGCCAGGGACGGAUGAGUACAAAAAAUGGGUGCGUGACGGACGACCGAGACCGAAUGAGGUGAGUUUGAUCGACGCAAACGGAGGCGUGGCGAAAGCUGAUCCGAAGGUGAUGAAGGUCAACCCAAAAACGGGGAUGACGUACGAAGAGGAGAAGCUUUUCAAGGAGAUGCAACAAGAAGCGAAGAGUUUCAAACCAACCGUUGCAGAAUACGAGAAGCAAAAGUACGUGCCAAAGUGGACAAAGUUGCACGAUUACUCCAACUUCACGGACAAAAUGCGUCGAGGGAACUUGAACACGGAUGAAAACGGCAUGCAGCUCGAGGAGUACUCGAGCGGCUUCACGGCGACGACCGAUGGGGACGAAGACGAGAGCGAAUUGGCCGGACCUAGACCGUUUCCAGUGUACAAAGGCGUGAAGAAGAACGUGAAAACGAUCAAAACGGUUGCCGAGUUCUAUCAAAAGAUCCAAGUGUGUUUGCAAGAGGCGCCGGUGAACGGCAAGUGCUUCAAAUUUUCGCAGCGCACGGGAGAAGGGACCAUCGAUCAGUGGGAUGUUUCCAAAAUCACCGACAUGCGCAACGCUUUCGUCAACCGCGAACAGUUCAACGGCGACUUGUCCAACUGGAACACAACCGCGGUGACUUCCAUGCAAGGUAUGUUCAAAGGCGCGAAGAGCUUCAACUCGCCGUUGACGUACUGGAUCACCACGAACGUGAAGGAUAUGGACAGAAUGUUUGACGGCGCAUGGGAUUUCGAUCAACCUAUGGACUUUUUGGACACUAGAAACGUCAAAUACAUGAACUACAUGUUCAGAGACACGUUUAUGUUCAACCAAAACAUCAACUCUUGGGACAUGCGCGGCGUCGUUUCCACCGAGUACAUGUUUUACAACGCCACGAGUUUCAACUCGCCGUUGGACAAAUGGGAUGUCUCGAACAAUAAAGUCAUGGCACACCAAUUUGAAAACAGCAGAGUGUUCAAUCAAGACAUCUCCAAGUGGAAAGUUGGCGCGGUAACGACCAUGGAACGCAUCUUUUGCGACGCCCCGAAUUUCAACCAAGACAUUCGCGGUUGGUUCGACAUCAUCUCGAAGAAAGCGAACACGAAAGACAUUAUCAACAACGGGACAAAAGCGUUCGUCAAACAUUACAGCUGCGACGACACGAGCGAUUUGUCCUCGUGCGUACCCAUUGUCAGCCACUUGGAAGAAUCCGAUGGUUUUUUCGGCAUCCCGAGAUACGAUCCUCGCACUUUGCAAGGUUUCGACGACUUGGAGUUUGGUGUAAACGACAACUACACGAUGAUGUUAGUUGGACAAUCGCUUCCCGGCGUUGCCGUUGCCGUUUUUGUUUUGUUCUUCUCUUUCGUCUUCUGGCAUCGACGACACUGGUUUGAAUCUUGCUUUGGCCGAAACGCGUGUAACUGGACGCCGUUCUCCGGAACUGGUUUGUUCUUUGCGCGCGCGCAGUUGAUUUUAUUUGCCUUGAUUGCCUGUCUCGGUUGCUUUCUCGUUUGGAACAAAGGUAUGGCGUUGCAACAGGAUAUUCAAGUUAUCGCGGACAGUAUUUCCAACUCCACCGCGGAAAUGAACGCGCAAAGCGUGCGAAUUAUCCAAGCUUUGGACGACGCGAAAAUGUUCACCUACGAGGCGGAAACCGAAGCCUUGGCUUUGGCAGACACCAUCGCGAACAUUUCCGAAAUCGACGGGAAGAUGGAAGAGUACACGGAAGUUGGAUUAGUCACCGCAGAUGUCGCUUUGAUUUUAGCCGCGGUGAUGGGCUUGAGUGGCAUUAUUCUCGCGCUUACCUCUCUCGUCGGCAAAUGGCGAUGGUUUACGUACUUGACUGGAUUUCUCACGCUUUCGCUCGUCGGUUCGUGGUUGUUCUGGGGUGUACUCACCGGUACGACGACGUUCUUGGCAGACUUUCAGUACGCUUCGGCAGACUACUCCGCCUCGCAAAAAUUUGGUUACACCUUCGAUUCGGAUUUAGAAAACGCGUUGCCUUGCAUGGAUGGUAAAGACGUAGUUCAACUCAUGAACACCGCGCGCAUGUCCAUCGCCGCUGGCGUAUAUCUGUACAACGAUUUCAUUCAAAUGUACGAUCCGAGGAAAACCUUACCGCUCAUCGAUCAAGAAUACGAUGGCGACGCAGAAGCCGCUUCCAAGUAUUGCGCGUUUGAUAGACCCGGGGAUGAUUAUUACACCGCAUUUUGCGACGCUUAUCGCCGCGCGUUGAUCCCGUCUGACACGAAGACGUACAUCAAGACGCAAAGAGGUUAUUUUAACGAAACUGCAGGAAGGAACCAUAAGGUGAAGAUUAACGAAGUUGGCACUAUGUAUUCUCGAUGCCAAUACGACUCAACGCAAGUUGCGUUGGUUGAGCAGUGCGGUAAGGAAGAACCGGCGCAAAUUCCGGCCAACCUAUUCGACGCUAUGGUGAAGAACUCGGAAGUGAUAAUCACUUUGAAGGAUCAAGAGUCGGACAUCAUGGCGUUAGCGACGUGUAAGAUGGUUGCAGAUGCUUUGGAAAAGUUAGAAGACUCCGUGGACGAUGCGUUGGAGUCUAUGAGCAUAGUUUGGGGUGGGUGGCUCAUCGCGGCGUGCGCCUUUUUGUUAUUGUGGGGGUCCUCUUUGAUCGUGAUUGUCCGGUUACAAAACGGCAACACGGGAAUUGAUUCUAUUCUCGAUAGCGAGAAGGAUGCCCUCUUUUCGGUGGCUGUACCGAAAUUCAAUAGCUAUGGAACGGGAUCAAAGUCUAUGACGGAGAGUAUAAUUAGCGGUCAACAAGUGGUGUCGGAAUCGGCGACGGACGCCAAAUAUAAGUAUAAAUUCCAAGCGAAACGGUGA
Messenger RNA from Bathycoccus prasinos, 3687 nucleotides. RefSeq names its product membrane-associated lipoprotein. Gene Ontology annotation, cellular component: membrane. The coding region runs from base 1 to 3687 and encodes 1228 amino acids. The transcript has 2 exons. The record is from RefSeq and is a predicted model, not a curated record. Lineage: Eukaryota; Viridiplantae; Chlorophyta; Mamiellophyceae; Mamiellales; Bathycoccaceae.